This is a messenger RNA of Fonsecaea monophora, 4377 nucleotides long. RefSeq lists its product as hypothetical. Gene Ontology annotation, molecular function: ABC-type transporter activity; ATP hydrolysis activity; ATP binding. Gene Ontology annotation, biological process: transmembrane transport. NCBI's taxonomy places the organism in Eukaryota, Fungi, Ascomycota, Eurotiomycetes, Chaetothyriales, Herpotrichiellaceae. The coding region runs from base 1 to 4377 and encodes 1458 amino acids. The record is from RefSeq and is a predicted model, not a curated record. The transcript has 12 exons. Gene Ontology annotation, cellular component: membrane.
AUGGCGUCAAGCAGUCAAAGACAAAAUGAGACCGAAGAUGAUGAAAACGACAUCUCCAGUACCCGGUCACGAAGUGGGCAGUCGGUUUCGAGUUGGGAUGAAAAACUGCAGCGCAGCCAGUCCAUGUCCAGCAAAGCGAGCAACUAUGAGCCCAUCACGGAUGCUGAACGUGCUGAGAUCACACGGGUCGCCAGCGAGUCAAAGCCACCCGAACAGCACGGAGAAAGUCAUGACCCCGCUCUGGAUCCUUCUGAUCCCGCUUUCGACAUAUACAAAUGGGCCAGGAUGACCCUUCGAGAAGCAGAAGGUGCAAACAUCAAGCAUCGACGUGCAUCAAUCACAUUCAAGAACCUGAGCGUAUCAGGCUCUGGGAUCGCCAUGAAUCUCCAGCCGACAGUAGCGUCCUAUCUCCUUGCUCCCUUGCGCAUAGGGGAAUUGGUACGCUUUGCGAAAAAGCCACAGAGAAAGAUUCUCGCCGGCUUUGACGGCGUCGUCAAGCCCGGAGAGAUGCUGCUGGUCUUGGGUCGCCCUGGAAGCGGAUGCUCGACCCUGUUAAAGACGUUAGCUGGAGAACUCCAUGGCCUGAAAGUAGGGGAUGACUCGGUCAUACACUAUAGUGGAAUACCUCAGGACCAAAUGAUCAAGCACUUCAAGGGCGAGAUCGUCUACAAUGCCGAAGUCGACAUACACUUUCCGCAUUUGACCGUCAGACAGACCCUCGAAUUUGCCGCUGCCAUGCGUACCCCACGAAACCGAAUCUUGGGGGAGUCGCGACAAGAAAACGUCAAGAGAGCCACAGCCGUAGUAAUGGCACGAGUGAGCAUUGCUGAGAUGCUUCUCUCAUUUUCACCCAUCGGCUGUUGGGACAACAGUACGCGUGGCUUGGAUGCCUCUUCUGCUCUCACCUUCGUCCGAACUCUCAGGUUGAGUGCCGACUUGAUCGGCUCUGCCCACGCAGUUGCUGCCUAUCAGGCUUCCCAGGCGAUGUACGACGCUUUUGACAAGGUUGUGGUCCUCUAUGAGGGACGGGAGAUCUACUUUGGCCCAACCAUUCUUGCGAGAGACUACUUUACAGAGAUGGGUUGGCACUGUCCAGCUCGACAAACAACGCCUGACUUUCUGACCUCAAUCUCAAACGUGAACGAAAGAAAAACGAGAACAGGAUACGAAGAAAAGGUUCCUCGUACCGCUGUCGAAUUCGAACAAUACUGGCGAAACUCGAGCCUUUACACGUCCCUCCAAGAAGAGAUGAAGACUCACGAAGAAGAAGAUUACACCUCCGCUGCGGCCGAUGAAUUCAAAGCCGCCCGUCGUGCGGUCCAAGCGCACCAUGUUCCUCCGAGCUCCCCAUACACUGUUUCGACGCCGAUGCAAAUUCAGAUUUGCACCAAGCGAGGGUUUCAGCGUCUUUGGAACGAACGGGACAUCCGCUUCACCUUGAUCAUUGGACAAGCAAGCAUGGCCCUCAUUAUCGGCUCUAUUUUCUACGGAACGAUCAACGACACGAAUAGUUUCUUCGCCAAGAGUUCCGUUAUUUUCUCUGCUGUGUUAUUGAAUGCUCUGAUUGCAGUUACGGAAAUCAAUCGCUUGUAUGACCAAAGACCUAUCGUGGAGAAGCAAGCGUCUUACGCAUUCUACCACCCAUUCACAGAGGCGCUGGCUACUGUAGUAGCGGACCUACCAGUUCAGCUGCUCACCGCCGUCGUCUUCAACGUUGUCCUCUAUUUUCUCUCGGGGCUCAGGAGGGAAGCUGCACAGUUCUUCAUCUUCUUCCUCUUCGCCUUUCUCACGAGGAUGGCCAUGAUGGGACUUUUCAGAACUAUUGGGGCGGCGACCAAAACAGUCACACAAGCACUUGCAAUUGCUGCCGUGUUCGUCCUGGCGAUAGUGAUAUACACUGGUUUCACAAUACCUCGACCCAAUAUGCACCCUUGGUUCAAGUGGCUGUCGUGGUGCAAUCCAGUUGCAUUUGCAUUUGAGGCACUUCUGGUCAAUGAGUUUCAUGGAAGGCAAUUCCCGUGUGGCAACUUCGUCCCUGCAUAUCCAAACCUGGUUGGGGACACGUUUAUCUGCUCCGUUCCUGGCGCGAUUGUCGGUCAGUUGACGGUGUCUGGUGACACGUAUCUCGAAAAAUCUUACAGAUACAGUUACAACCACACUUGGCGGAAUCUCGGCAUAGUGAUUGCUUUCUUGAUCUUCUUCAUGAUCACUUACCUAGGAGUAUCUGAAAUCAACUCCAAACCAGACGGCAAGGGAGAAGUGUUGCUGUUCCGCCGUGGCCACGUACCACAUUACGUCGAAGAGGGGUUGAGACAUGAAAACUCGGAAGAUCCUGAGGCUUCCCUCGCAAUAACUGGGGGCCAUGACACCCAAGCUGAAGAUAUCCGGGCAAUCCCACCACAAAAGGCGAUCUUUACUUGGCGCAAUGUCAACUACGAUAUUCCUGUCAAGGACGGUGCCGGGAAGACCACACUGCUGGACGUUUUAGCACAGCGCACCUCGAUCGGAGUUGUGACGGGUGACAUGCUUGUGAAUGGAAAGCCCUUGGACCCCAGCUUUCAAAGGAAAACAGGGUAUGUGCAGCAGCAGGAUCUCCAUCUCGAGACCUCAACUGUCCGCGAAGCAUUGCGUUUUAGCGCCAUGGUACGUCAGCCGAAAUCUGUCUCAAAGAAGGAGAAGUACGAGUACGUCGAGGAAGUCAUCAAGAUGAUCAACGCCGAAGACUUCGCCGAGGCCGUGGUCGGUGUACCGGGUGAAGGCCUGAAUGUUGAGCAACGAAAACUCCUUACGAUAGGAGUAGAGCUCGCCGCGAAACCUGCCCUCCUAUUCUUCCUCGAUGAACCAACCAGUGGGCUGGACUCACAAAGCUCGUGGUCUAUUCUCAGCUUCCUCCGAAAACUUGCCGACCACGGACAAGCUGUUCUAUCGACCAUUCAUCAGCCCAGUGCGCUACUGUUUCAGGAAUUUGAUCGAUUGCUCUUCCUCACUACCGGAGGCCGGACAGUCUACUUUGGCGAAAUCGGCACCAACUCACAGACCCUGACCAGCUACUUUGAGAGGCACGGAGCCAGGCCCUGCAGCGAUUCUGAAAACGUGGCAGAGUACAUGCUGGAAGUGGUCAAUCCUGAAGCAAGCGCCAAAGACAACCGUGAUUGGGUUGAGACUUGGAGAUCGAGCGAGGAGAACAAGAAUAUACUGGCAGAGUUGGACCGAAUCAACCAGGAAACAAGCAAGAUUCCCGUGGAAGACGACACCGGCACGAGUCUGAGUCAGUAUGCAGUUCCGAUUUACACUCAGACAUAUCACACAACCGUCCGCGCCUUUCAGCAGUAUUGGAGAACUCCUGGAUAUAUCCUCCACAAGUUCGGCCUCGGUGUUGCUUCAUCUCUGUUCAUUGGCUUCUCAUUCUGGCAGUCCAACAGCUCUCAACAAGGGUUACAGAAUGUGUUACUGAGUGUGUUCAUGCUUACCACAAUAUUCACGGCAUUGAUUCAGCAAAUCAUUCCUCGAUUCGUCAUUCAGAGGUCGCUCUACGAAGUUCGCGAACGGCCGUCCAGGGCUUACUCCUAUGUUGCAUUUCUCCUGGCCAACAUCAUCGUGGAGAUACCCUACCAAAUUCUGCUCGGGAUCAUGGUAUACGCUUCGUAUUACUACUCGGUUUUUGGCAUACAAUCUUCGGAAAGACAAGGACUUGUCUUGUUAUUCUGCGUACAGUUUUUCGUGUAUGCAAGUACGUUUUCGCAGAUGGUGAUUGCAGCUCUGCCUGACGCAGAGACCGCCGGUAUUAUUGCAACACUAAUGUUCGCCAUGUGUGUUUUGUUCAACGGCGUGCUUCAACCACCGGAUGCGCUGCCGGGCUUCUGGACGUUCAUGUACCGCGUGAGCCCCUUCACCUACAUCAUCGAUGGCAUCGUGGCGACGGCGCUGCACAGCCGCAAGGUCGUAUGCUCGGAAAACGAAAUGAGCAUCUUCUCUCCACCGCCGAACAUGACGUGCGGCCAGUACCUCGCGCCCUACCUCCAGCUGGCGCCGGGCACGCUGUACAACCCGGCGGCGACGAGCAACUGCGAAUACUGCGCGCUGUCGGUGGCGGACCAGUACCUGAGCCCGCGCGGCAUCUCGUGGGGCCUGCGCUGGCGCAACUUUGGCCUCGUCUGGGCGUACGUGGCGUUCGACCUCUUCAUGAUCCCCCUGCUGUACUACACCUUCCGGAUGAAGAAGUGGCACGGCCAGGUCGGGACGAGCAAACGCCGGCGCGGUCUGAACACGGUCUACGGUUGGAUCCGCACGUUUGGCAGGUCUUGUCGGACCAUCCUCAUCGGGCGCUGGGAGAAGCUGCCGCUGGAGAAGCGUGCAGAGAAUCCCCGGAUGUAUUGA